UUCAAGGGACAGGUUGAUGGAGAGCUAUUUCUGGACGGUUGGCUGGGCUUUCGAGCCACAGUUUGCAAGAUACAGGGAGGCGCAGACAAAGGCAAUCUGCCUGUUAACAAUAAUAGAUGAUGUGUAUGAUGUUUACGGCACGAUGGAUGAGCUCGAACUUUUCACGGAUGCCGUCGAUAGAUGGGAUGUUAAUACAAUGGACAAAUUGCCAGAGUAUAUGAAGAUAUGUUUUCUAUCCCUCUUCAACACUACAAAUGACACCGCGUACAAUGUUAUGAAAGAGAAGGGUCUGGAUAUAAUUCCACAUCUAAAAAAAGCAUGGGCAGAUCUAUGCAAGGCAUACAUGGUGGAAGCAAGUUGGUACCACGAAGGCUACACACCCAAUCUUGAAGAGUACUUGGAGAACGCACUGGUGUCGAUAUCGGGUCCCCUGGCAUUGACUCUUGCUUAUUGCACCAGUGACGAUGUAACUCGAGAGGCCUUGGACGGUUUCCAAAGCUGUCCUGAGAUUGCAAGAUGGUCAUCAAUGAUCUUUCGACUUUGUGAUGAUUUGGGUACUUCCAAGGACGAGCUUCGAAGAGGCGAUGUGCCCAAAUCUAUAGUGUCACAUGCAUGAGAGCGGUGUUUCCGAGGACGCGGCUCGUGAGCAUAUCAGGCGAUUGAUUAGAGGAAAUUGGAGAGCAAUAAACGGAGAUCGAAGUUUCACUUCUCGUUUUGAGGAAAACCGAAAAAUGAUGAUCAUUAAUGCCUCUCGAAUGGCCCAAUGCAUGUACCAAUACAGAGAUGGACAUGGGAAACCCGAUCAAGUGAUUGAGGAUCGUAUCAGGUCUUUGUUGAUUGAACCUAUACUUUUGUAACGAUGGAAUUAAGGAUAAUAUCAUGAAGCCAUAAGUCUCCUCAUGAUUUGUCCAAGCUUUUGAUUAAAUUUCUUUAGGUAUGAUCGCUCUUUUUAUUCUGUAAAAAGUAUUGAUGGUGUAA
This is a messenger RNA of Musa acuminata AAA Group (dessert banana), 978 nucleotides long. RefSeq names its product monoterpene synthase 8, chloroplastic-like. The transcript is spliced from 4 exons. Gene Ontology annotation, molecular function: magnesium ion binding; terpene synthase activity. NCBI's taxonomy places the organism in Eukaryota, Viridiplantae, Streptophyta, Magnoliopsida, Zingiberales, Musaceae. The coding region runs from base 17 to 616 and encodes 199 amino acids. The record is from RefSeq and is a predicted model, not a curated record.